AUGUCUGAGGAGGAGAAAGAAUGUCUGGCACAUUAUUAUUCUCCAAGCAUGUGGAAUAAGCGAAUGGACCCAGGAGAAGUAGUAGAUUAUCAUGUAAACAUCUGUACUAGCCACAGUGAAAAUGUGUGCAAAAAUUCUCACUGGGAACCAAGUGUCUGUUAUGGUGAAAAGAAAGCUAAGAUGGAUAUAUGUUAUCCUUCUCAAGAAAAUUAUGACACAGCUGUAAAUGGAAGUGGUGGCAUUUGUGCACCAGUAGUACUGUUUGUUCAUGGUGGGUACUGGCAAGCAGGGAGCAGGAAGACUUAUAGCUUUGUUAGUAAAUCAUGGACUAAAGCUGGUUGUGUUGCAGCAGUGGUGGGUUAUAACCUUGCACCAGAAGCGAGCUUGCAUCAGAUGGUGAGUGAAAUAAAGUCAGCAGUGAAAUAUAUCAAUACCAGGUUUCCAAAGUCCAAACUGUUCUUUUGUGGCCAUUCAGCUGGGGCACAUUUGUGCGCUAUGAUGAUGGUGUCAGACUGGAGCAAAGAUCCUUCAAUUCCACAAGCCAUUCAUGGUAUGUUCUUGUUAUCAGGAGUAUUUGAUUUGGUACCUAUUGUAAAUACUUAUGUUAAUGAUGUAUUAAAACUGACUUAUGUUAAUGAUGCAUUAAAAUUUUAAUACCCUGUCCACAUAAAUUCUAAGAAUUUCUCAAUACCUUGAAUGUGAAGGUUUUAAGAAAAAGAGUAAUUUCCCUUUGGCUCAAUUUUGGUUUAUAACUUAAAGUUAUAUUUUAUUACUCAAACUAAGUUUUAAGGAUUUUCUCAUGAACCAGCUGUCAGUUAUGUUAAAUGGAAAUUGCCAACUUCCACAAUAAUUAACAAUAAUUACAUUGUUAUCUUACUUCCCUAACCUACAUUACUGGUUGCCUUUGUUAGAAAACCUUGGAACAGUCAAGCUCAGUUGCCUCCAACGCUGUCAGAGACUUUUUGUUGACAAUACUUUUAGUAGAAAUUUCAUGCCUUAGACAAACAAAUUCAACACCUAAUUAAUCUUUCUUUUUUCAUGAUUGUUGUUGCUGCUUUUUUUUUUCAGUUUUUUGCUCUAUUUCCAUAACUAAUUGCUGUAAUUUGUUUUGCUGUUUUUAUUCUUACAAAACAUUUUUGUAAGAGUUCCAAUACUUGUGGAUCAUCCACACACUUUGCAAACAUUUGGCAUGCAGACAAGACAUAGUCAAUGUUCCCUUUGAGGAAAAACACCUUUUAUAUGACGUCUUCAAUUUACUUUAUUUGAAACUCUGAUCUGAAAAUAUUUGUCAACAAGACUUGUUAGUAGUGAAAUACUGACAAAGAAUCUGCUGCACAAAUCAGUCCUCAACAAAUUCUGAUAAAGAUGUUGCCAACAAUUUGUGUGCCCUAUUUUGGUUGUGAUUGAAGAGCAUGGUUCCGGCCAGAGUUUCAUCGACAGGCUAAAGAAUUUGUUGAAAUCUUAAAAAUUCAUAAUGUUCAGUGUUCUUUGCUUGAGCUACCAGGAGUAGAUCAUUUGUUGAAAUCUUAA
Messenger RNA from Pocillopora meandrina, 1530 nucleotides. The record is from the annotation of a GenBank genome assembly. Lineage: Eukaryota; Metazoa; Cnidaria; Anthozoa; Scleractinia; Pocilloporidae.